Molecule: messenger RNA, 2801 nt
Organism: Dermatophagoides pteronyssinus (European house dust mite)
Lineage: Eukaryota; Metazoa; Arthropoda; Arachnida; Sarcoptiformes; Pyroglyphidae
Product: myogenesis-regulating glycosidase-like
Biological process (GO): carbohydrate metabolic process
Molecular function (GO): hydrolase activity, hydrolyzing O-glycosyl compounds
Source: RefSeq, a predicted model, not a curated record
UUUUUUUGGACAACAACUUGUUGAAUUCAUCGAAUUUAAUCCGUUAAUUACCAUCAAAUGACACUUGUUAUUGCAGUGAGGAUUGAAAAUAUUUCCUUAUAGUUGUCAUCAAAAGAAGUGGAACCUUGAAAACAUAAACAUAAAUAAUCAUUCGAAAAUGUUAAAAUCUCGAAGCCAAGAAGAAUUAACUUCGAGUAAAUCCUCCAAUACUUUUGAAUUUACCACUAAUUUGAGCUCUAUAAGUGUCCGAAAUGGUCGUAAUGGUGAUGAUGAUGAUUAUCCACAGCAGCCAUCAUCGACGACAACAAUAAGCGCAAGUCCUCCUCAAAGUCCAAAACCACAUCCAAAUUAUCAACAACAUGAAAUAUUGCAAUUAAAUGAGGAUUCUCAUACAUGGAAAUUGAAAGCAUCAAAACGACAACAAAACAUACAUCAAAGUAAUAAGAGUUUACAAUUUUGUUUCGGUAAAUUGCAAUCCUAUCUAAAAACCGAAAAUGCUUUUGAAUUUCGUUUCAAAAUUAUUGUUGCAUUUUUAUUUUUGAUCAUAUGUUGUGUGGUGAUGAUAACACGUUAUUUUCAUUAUAAUCUUCAGAUUAGUCGUGCCUUACAUGAUCAAAUAUUGAUAUUUAAAUCAAGCAAAACAAUAACAUUUCUAAAUGAUCGUGGCGAGAAUCUGGUCAAUCUUCAUUUUGGCCUUCAUAUACCGAACGAUAUCAAUCCAAUUAAUUGUCGCUCGAUUAGUCAAGAGGAUAAAAUAUGUUUUGAUUGGAAAUAUCGAGCUCAUUUAUCAGUGAAAGUUUCAAGGAAAAAAUUUACCAACAGUUUCGGACACAAUGAAACUAUUACCUGUUAUGAUCAUCUAUGGCGUGCCUAUCAGAAAUAUUCUGCAAUCAAAGACUGUUUCGAUAUGAACAAUGGACAUUGGUUUGGUAUGGGUGAUAUUUAUGAUCUUCAGAUACCAUUGAAUAAAAUGUCGGUUGAAGAACAACCAUUUAUAACUAGUCAUAAUCAUACGACAAUAUUGUCCGGUUCGAUCAUAGAUCGAACAUGGUUUUCAAGCCGAGGUGUAAUGAUAACCGUACCAUUAGACGUACCAUUAUUUGUUUCGGUCAAUUCAUCUGUAGAUCCAAAUCGUUUAUGUUUAAUAUCGAAGAAAAGUUCUCCGUAUUACAUGAACAAUCAGAAUAGCUAUUUUGCCCAUCUUCAUUAUUCAAUUUGCUUGGCUAAAAGUGUUACGACAUUGCAGAAUUAUUUAUUCGAAUAUAAUACUCAUCAACAACAAACGACAACAGAAGACGAAAAAAUGAUACAAUCUGUCACAACAAUCAACCAGGAACAGGAAGUUGAAAAUUUUUUUGUUGAUCGUAUAAUUUGGUCAACAAAUGUGAAUGUAUUGCCUAAUUUUACACAACAAAAUGUACAAUCGUAUGUUGAUCAGAUUACUAACUAUGGUUUUGGUGGUAUCAUAUUGUUGGAUUCACGAUGGGAAAAUUCAAUCGGUGAAUUACGAAUGAACGAAAAUGUAUUCAGCACACCGAAAGCAUUGAUCAAUAUUCUUCAUAACAAAGGAUUUAAAAUCAUGUUGACCAUAUCACCAAAUGUUGAUUUGAGAUCCGAACUGGUUGAAAAUGCCGAUAAAUAUAUAAUGUUAGAUUCAUAUCUCCAAACACCAUUGAUGACAAGAUGUUCAACUAAUCUACAGAAAUUUUGCGCUUUAAUCAACUUUACUGAUGUCGAGAAUCGUGAACAAUUUCGUAACAAAUUGAAUCAACAAUUGCUUAAUCAUUCGAUUGGUCUAUCGGUUGAUGGCCUUUACUUUCAAAGCAUUCAAUCAUCAUUGUUACCUCGAUAUAUGAAUUAUGAUCAAAAUAUCAAUCCUGAUCAAUUCGUUGAACAUUUAAACAAAGUGAUUAAAUCAUUGCACACAUCGGUUGGAAUUUCAACAUCAGUUGAUUCAAAAAAUUUUACCGGUUACGCUCAACUUUAUCCACGUGAUUCUUCAUGGAAAGGUUUACAAAGCAUUAUUCCUUCAGUUUUAUCAUUAGGAUUAACUGGUUAUCCGUUGGUCAAUACUGGUGUUGUUGGCGGAAAAGAUCUAUUCACCAAGAUUAAAAAUGAUACUGGUUAUAUUGACAAAGAACUAUAUCUUCGUUGGUUACAAUUGGUUAUAUUUACACCAGUCGUUGAGUUUGCUGAACCACCCGGUGGAAAUGAUUUAGAUGUGAUUAAAAUAGCAAAACGUUUGCUUAAAUUGCGAAGCGAACAUUUUAUACCAAAAAUGAAAUCUGCAUUGAUCGAAUAUCAACGUAAAGGUUCACCCAUUGUUCGACCAAUGUGGUGGAGUGAAAAAACCGAAAAUGAAGCAUUAACUAUCAAUGAUCAAUUUAUGAUCGGUAAUGAUAUCGUUGUUGCACCAAUCAUUGAAGAAGGUAAAACCGAGCGAGACAUUUAUCUACCACAUGGUUGGUGGAAAGAUGAAAUACUUGCACAGGUAAUACGUGGCGGAAAAUGGAUGCGUAAAUAUCAGGUACCAUUGGACAAGGUGGCAUUUUUUAUUCGCAAUGAACCCACAUCAUCAUCAUCAUCAUCUUCUUCGUCAGCUUCGGCUUCAUCAAUACCAUUAGUAUUAGUCUUGGUUUUUUUCACUGCAGAAUUAUUUCCAAGCAAUUUUCGUUUACCCAUUUCGACUACUUCUUCUUCUUCAUCUUCAUCUUCUUCGUCAUCAAAUUCAUCAUCGUCAUCAAAAUCCAUAAUAUAACCAGUCAAAUGGACAGUUCCUUCACCAUUCAAAAAGAAUGUCA